UAUUGAGGCAUAAAUGGCAGCUUAGACGGGUUCCCAAACUUUAGAGGAUCAACCUCGGGUCAUCACAUGCCUCAGCUUUUGGUCGCUUUCAGUCGUCACCAAUGACGGAGUUACGAGCGAUCCUAAGCUCUUCUCCUCUUAUCCCGACCACCUCCCAAAGACAUGUCGGUCACAUUUGCUUCUUCUACACAUUAUAUUCAAACGAUUAUAUCCACGCGCUAUCUAGAAGUUAACGGUUAACGAUAUCCCAUCAACGUAAAUGGCAUUCGGAAUAGACUGAUUACAGGCCGGUCCUUAUUGAUGUCAUGUCACCAUGCCGGUGCAAUCAACCCUUCGCCAUUCGGCAUCCGAAGACGUACUAGUAGAAUUCAUCAACAAGUAUACAAAUCUGUUUCGAGACCGCCUGCGGAAAACAUCCAGACGUUCCAAGCUCUUUGCAGCCAUCCUACUUGCCGCAUCCAUAAUACUCAGUGCUGAAGGUGGUCGGAGAUGGUGGAAACGGAGAGCACAGGAAAAAGAGCAAGGACGGAAGCUUUUACGAACCAAUUCGUGGUUGUUCAAUAAGGAUGGCUCGCGAACGAUAUACGUCCCCUACAAGGAUGGAACUUCGAAGGUCGUCAUUAACCGGACGAAGCCUUUGACGUUCGAAGCACAUCGUCGGCUCUUCCUCAACCCGCCCAAGGUCUCGGGACUUGGCGACGGAACCGUUCCUUCAGCUCAGACUAAACCAGGACUGAAUCUUGCUUUCUUACAUCAGUUUCUUAGUCUAAUGAGCAUCAUGAUACCGCGAUGGACCAGCAAAGAGGCUGGAUUAUUAAUCAGCCACGGCGCGUUUCUAAUGCUCCGUACCUAUCUUUCGUUGGUGGUUGCGCGCCUAGACGGUGAGAUUGUCCGAGACUUGGUCGAAGGGAAUGGACGGUUAUUUCUAUGGGGUAUAGCGAAGUGGUGCGGUCUUGGUGCGUUUGCAUCUUACACCAAUUCUAUGAUCAAAUUCCUCGAAUCCAAAGUUUCUAUCGCGUUCCGGACUCGGUUAACAAGAUAUAUCCACGAUCUAUAUCUUAAUGACAAUCUCAACUACUACAAGCUAUCCAACUUAGACGGUGGUGUUGGACAAGGAGCCGAUCAAUAUAUCACUCAAGACCUAACCAUAUUCUGUGCUUCGGCUGCCAAUCUAUACUCAUCACUUGGGAAACCAUUUAUCGAUCUUUGUGUUUUCAACUAUCAACUGUAUCGGUCUUUGGGUCCGCUGGCGUUAACUGGUCUUAUGAGCAACUAUUUCUUAACAGCAAGCAUUCUGCGAAAGAUGUCGCCGCCUUUUGGAAAACUCAAGGCAGUGGAAGGACGCAAAGAGGGAGACUUCAGAAGUCUUCAUGCUCGUUUGAUCGCUAACGCCGAAGAAGUCGCCUUUUACGGUGGUGCUGAAAUGGAGAAGACCUUUUUGAACAAGGAGUUCAAGUCUCUAAAGAGUUGGAUGGAAGGAAUCUACCUACUCAAGAUUCGCUAUAAUAUCCUCGAAGACUUUAUCUUAAAAUACAGCUGGAGUGCUUAUGGCUAUCUAUUGUCAUCUUUGCCAGUCUUCCUUCCAGCUUGGGGUGGCGUAGGAGGGACGAUGGAGAAGGCCGACAGCGCCGAAAAGCGUGGUCAGGAACGCAAUCGUAUGAAGGACUUCAUCACGAACAAGCGGCUUAUGCUCUCACUUGCAGAUGCGGGUGGCCGCAUGAUGUACUCCAUCAAGGAUUUAUCCGAAUUGGCUGGUUACACUAGUCGCGUCUACACUCUGAUUUCGACGCUACACCGCGUACACGCCAACGCAUACUUCCCGCGCCCGAGUGGCAACGAGCUAUACUCGCUUUCCGACGUUCAGGGUACCAUGCAGUUGGGCUUCGACGGCGUGCGGUUCGAGCAUGUGCCUAUCGUCGCGCCCGGACUUUGGCCUCAAGGCGGCGAGGAAUUGAUAGAGUCGUUGUCCAUGAUCAUUCGCAGAGGAGAGCAUCUGUUGAUAUCAGGUCCGAACGGCGUCGGCAAGAGUGCCAUUGCUAGGAUUCUUGCUGGACUUUGGCCAGUCUACCGAGGCUUGGUAAGCCGGCCUAAGACAAUUGGUCAGGAUGGCAUCAUGUUCAUACCUCAGCGGUCGUACUUGAGCGUGGGUACUCUACGCGACCAAGUUAUCUACCCAGACGGCGAGUUGGACAUGCGCCUUAAGCGUAAGUCCGAGGACGACCUGAAGCGCGCUUUGGAUGACGCCAAACUCGGCUACCUACCCGAUCGAGAGGGUGGCUGGGAUACUCGGAAGGAGUGGAAGGAUGUUUUGAGUGGCGGCGAGAAGCAGAGAAUCGGUAUUGCCCGAUUGUUAUACCACGAGCCGCAUUACGCCGUGAUCGACGAGGCCACCAGUGCCGUUUCCACCGAUGUUGAGGGUCUCUUGUACGAAACAUGCAAGGAAAGGGGUAUUACCUUAAUUACCAUCUCAACACGUGCCUCCUUGAAGAAAUACCACACAUUCAACCUCGUCCUCGGGAUUGGCGAGAACGGCAAAGAAUGGGAGUUCGAGCGAAUCGGCACGGAGAGGGAGAAGAUGCAGGUGGAACGGGAACUACAGGAGCUCCGAGAGAGGCUGUCUCAGGUCGAGCAGUGGAAGCAGCGCCGCGAAGAGAUCGAGAAGGAACUCUCGCAGGUAUUGGUUGAGGGCGACGCUUCUCUGGACCCGCCUCCUUAUGUUGAAGAAAAUACUGCCGAGCCCGAACCUGAAAAGGGUGAGGCGUAGCUAGCGAUGUAGUCUUCCAAGAUCACGACGUUCAUGUACGAUGCUAUGUAUAACUAUGUUGUUGUUACUAUCCAAUCUGGUGCAUCAUCAGCCUGUAUCAUCGUCGUUAUAUGUGAUAUUAGGGUUUGACGUAGCGCAAGUUUUUGAAAUGGUGAAGUCAGGGUGUUGGCUGGCGCGUUGGUCGUAAAUGACGGCAUGUAUCAUCUUGGCCAUAUGAAAGAUAUAUUGUAAGUUCUUAUACACAGCUUCAAAACAGACUGGCCCUAUUUAUAAGCACUGAGAAAGAGUUUGUGUUACGGCGUAACAUGCCAGAGCUCAGAAAUGC
Daldinia caldariorum is the source of this 3089-nucleotide messenger RNA. RefSeq names its product ABC transporter transmembrane region 2-domain-containing protein. Gene Ontology annotation, biological process: peroxisome organization; very long-chain fatty acid catabolic process; long-chain fatty acid import into peroxisome. The coding region runs from base 314 to 2764 and encodes 816 amino acids. Lineage: Eukaryota; Fungi; Ascomycota; Sordariomycetes; Xylariales; Hypoxylaceae. Gene Ontology annotation, molecular function: ABC-type transporter activity; ATP hydrolysis activity; long-chain fatty acid transmembrane transporter activity. The record is from RefSeq and is a predicted model, not a curated record. Gene Ontology annotation, cellular component: peroxisomal membrane. The transcript has 3 exons.